Messenger RNA from Ricinus communis (castor bean), 3841 nucleotides. Its product is annotated as exportin-T. The transcript is spliced from 15 exons. NCBI's taxonomy places the organism in Eukaryota, Viridiplantae, Streptophyta, Magnoliopsida, Malpighiales, Euphorbiaceae. The record is from RefSeq and is a predicted model, not a curated record. Gene Ontology annotation, biological process: tRNA re-export from nucleus. Gene Ontology annotation, cellular component: cytoplasm; nuclear matrix; nuclear pore. Bases 440 to 3409 code for a protein of 989 amino acids. Gene Ontology annotation, molecular function: tRNA binding; small GTPase binding.
UUAGUAAUUUAAGUAACAGCCAGACUUCUCUCUCCUCUUAUAUUUUCCGGUUCUGCUUCUUCAUCGUCAUCGUGUAUAUUUACCGUUUUCCGCAUGUUUUCUCUUCUCUGUCAAUUUCUCUAUAUGACUAUAUAUUAGUCACAUUCCAAACGCGCCUUCAGGGUCUUUUUUUUCUUCUUCUUCCCUUCCUGUCUUUUAACCCACAAAAACCCUAGCCCUUACUCUCUCUCAAUAUCACACACACUCACAUUAUUAAAGAUCUCUAUCAAUUCAAUUGCAAAGAGGUAAGCUUUUCAAAACCCUUAAGGCCCAAUAAGAAUAAUUAAUCAUUAAAAAAUAAUACCCAGAACGGAAGUUUUAUUGGGUUAUAUUUAUCGCAAGUCUCUACUAAACCCUAGUGAAAAAGAAUCAUUGGUUUUCAAUUGCUACAAUUACUAAAAUGGAUGAUCUUGAGAAAGCAAUACUUAUAAGUUUUGAUGAAUCAGGCACUGUAGAUUCAUCACUGAAAUCGCAAGCAGUUUCUUUUUGUCAACAAAUUAAGGAUACCAAAUCAAUAUGCAGGAUUUGUAUUGAGAAAUUGUAUUUUUGUAAGCUUGUUCAAGUUCAGUUCUGGUGUUUACAGACUUUACACGAGGUUAUUAAGGUUAAGUAUGCUUUAUUAAGUUUAGAAGAGAAGGAUUUUAUUAGAAAAUCGGUGUUUUCUAUGUGCUGUUUUGAUGUGAUUGAUGAUGGCAAUGCUGUUAGGUUUUUAGAAGGUCCUGCAUUUAUAAAGAAUAAGCUUGCUCAGGUUUUGGUUACUUUAAUUUAUUUUGAAUACCCUUUGGUUUGGUCCUCGGUGUUUGUUGAUUUUUUGCCUCAUUUAAGUAAAGGAGCUAUAGUUAUUGAUAUGUUUUGUCGGGUUUUGAAUGCACUUGAUGAUGAGUUAAUUAGUUUAGAUUAUCCUCGAACACUGGAGGAGCUGACAGUGGCAGGGCGGGUUAAGGAUGCCAUGAGGCAGCAAUGUGUGGGCCAGAUAGUGAGAGCUUGGUAUGACAUUAUAUCUAUGUAUAGAAAUUCUGAUCCAGAGGUUUGUUCUAAUGUGUUGGAUUCGAUGAGGAGGUAUAUUUCGUGGGUCGAUAUUGGGUUGAUUGUGAAUGAUGCUUUUAUUCCCUUGUUAUUUGAGUUGAUAUUGGUUUAUGGAGAAUCUGAGCAGCUACAGGGUGCAGCUGCUGGGUGUGUUUUGGCAGUGGUUUCUAAGCGGAUGGAUCCACAGUCAAAGUUAACAAUAUUGAAAAGCCUUCAAAUUAGUAGGGUCUUUGCCUUGGUAACUGGGGAUAGUGAGUCAGAGUUAGUGUCAAAAAUAGCUGCAUUAAUUACUGGGUAUGCUGUAGAGGUUCUGGAGUGCUACAAGAGGGUUACUGCAGAAGAUGCUAAGGGGGUCUCACUGGAGCUGUUGAAUGAAGUUAUGCCCUCAGUUUUCUAUGUAAUGCAGAAUUGUGAGGUGGACACAGCGUUUAGUAUCGUUCAAUUCCUUUCAGGUUAUGUUGCCACUAUGAAGAGCCUAUCCCCAUUGAGAGAGAAACAAGCACAUUAUGUUGGUCAGAUUUUGGAAGUCAUUCGCACACAAAUUCGUUAUGAUCCAGUUUACCGUAAUAAUCUUGAUAUGUUGGAUAAGAUUGGAAGAGAAGAGGAAGAUAGGAUGGUUGAAUUUAGAAAGGACCUAUUUGUGUUGCUGCGCAGUGUGGGCCGUGUGGCACCUGAGGUUACCCAAGUAUUUAUCAGAAAUUCUUUAGUUAGUGCUGUUGCAUCUUCAACAGAAAGAAAUGUAGAAGAGGUGGAAGCUGCGGUUUCUCUUUUGUAUGCCCUUGGAGAAUCACUAAGUGAUGAAGCAAUGAGAACUGGGAGUGGGCUGUUGGGUGAAUUAGUGUCAAUGCUUCUUUCAACAAGAUUUCCUUGCCACUCUAAUAGGAUAGUGGCCCUGGUGUAUUUGGAAACGACAACUAGAUAUAUGAAGUUUGUUCAAGAGAAUACACAAUAUAUCCCCAUGGUUCUAACUGCCUUUCUUGAUGAGAGAGGAAUUCACCAUCCAAAUGUCCAUGUGAGUCGUAGAGCAAGUUAUUUGUUCAUGAGGGUUGUCAAAUUGCUGAAAGCAAAGCUUGUUCCAUUCAUAGAGAGAAUUUUGCAGAGCCUCCAAGAUACAGUUGCUCGUUUUACAAGUAUGGAUUAUGCAUCACAUGAGCUUUUUGGAUCUGAAGACGGUAGCCACAUUUUUGAGGCAAUUGGUUUGUUAAUUGGCAUGGAAGACGUACCGUCAGAGAAACAAGCUGAUUAUCUCUCUGCACUGCUCACUCCUCUUUGCCACCAGGUUGAGAUUCUGCUCAUGAAUGCCAAAGUGCUAAAUUCAGAUGAGUCCCCUGGGAAAAUUAUUAAUAUUCAGCAAAUAAUAAUGGCUAUUAAUGCACUCAGCAAGGGUUUCAGCGAGCGUCUUGUAACUGCUAGUCGUCCGGCAAUAGGCCUCAUGUUCAAGCAGACGUUGGAUAUUCUUCUACAAAUUCUUGUUGUCUUCCCAAAAAUUGAGCCUCUCCGGAGUAAGGUCACGUCCUUCAUCCAUAGGAUGGUCGACACUUUAGGAGCAUCUGUAUUUCCUUACCUACCAAAGGCAUUGGAGCAGUUGCUUGCAGAAUGUGAGCCACGAGAAAUGGUUGGUUUUCUUGUUCUACUCAAUCAACUUAUUUGCAAAUUUAAUACCUUAGUUCAUGACAUAGUGGAGGAAGUUUUUCCAGCCAUUGCUGGCAGGAUAUUUAGUGUUAUACCAAGGGAUGCAUUUCCUUCAGGACCUGGAACCAAUACUGAGGAAAUCCGUGAAUUACAAGAACUUCAGAAAACAAUGUACACAUUCCUUCAUGUCAUAGCUACACAUGAUCUAUCUUCAGUCUUCCUUUCACCCAAAAGCAGGGGCUAUUUGGAUUCCCUGAUGCAGAUGUUACUGCACACAGCUUGUAAUCACAAAGAUAUUCUUGUAAGAAAGGCAUGUGUGCAGAUAUUCAUUAGAUUAAUCAAAGAUUGGUGUGUCAAACCCUAUGGUGAAGAAAAGGUACCUGGUUUUCAAAGUUUCAUAAUCGAGGCCUUUGCAACAAACUGUUGUCUGUUUAGUGUGCUUGAUAAGUCCUUUGAGUUCCAAGAUGCAAAUACUUUUGUUUUGUUUGGAGAAAUUGUACAGGCGCAGAAGGUCAUGUAUGAGAAGUUUGGCAAUGAUUUCCUUGUUCAUUUUGUAUCGAAAAGCUUUCAAUCUGCACAUUGCCCUCAAGAACUGGCACAGCAAUACUGCCAAAAGUUGCAGGGUAGUGAUCUCAAGACAUUGAAAUCAUUCUACCAGUCACUCAUUGAAAAUUUAAGGCUCCUACAGAACGGAAACCUUGUUUUCAGAUAGCAUACCAUAAAGACAUGAAGAUACGCUGUGUUUUUCGGCAAAAGAUCGUCACUGUUUUGCUUAGAUGUCAUGUGAUUUUUUAAUUUUAGGGGGUAAUCCAGUCCAGUCCAGCGAAGGAUAUCUCUGUGUAAAUAGCAAGCUUGUUUUUUUUUAUUAAAAUUUUUGUGGACACAGUUGUAUAUUUCCGGCAACACAUCUUUUCAUUGCGCAAAAAAGUUAGUUUCGUUCAAGCAGCGAUUUUCCUUUAAGUUUGUUUUUAUUUAUCCUCUCCCUUUUUUGGUAGAUCAGAUGUAUGUAAACAAAUUCUAAGUUUAGGGUUCUUGAAGAAAAUGGCUACAUUUUUUUGUUGGGCCAUGUUUUGGAUAGAAUGUUCAUAAGAAAGUAUAUAUAAGUGUUUGUUUGCUGAUUAAUUAAUUAAUUAUUAUUAUAUUC